This is a messenger RNA of Papilio polytes (common Mormon), 402 nucleotides long. RefSeq names its product kunitz-type serine protease inhibitor homolog delta-dendrotoxin-like. The coding region runs from base 44 to 307 and encodes 87 amino acids. Lineage: Eukaryota; Metazoa; Arthropoda; Insecta; Lepidoptera; Papilionidae. The record is from RefSeq and is a predicted model, not a curated record. The transcript is spliced from 3 exons. Gene Ontology annotation, molecular function: serine-type endopeptidase inhibitor activity.
CUGUUGAACGUUAUUUUAACUAAUUAAAGUAUUAUUUGCAACAAUGAGUAGGCUGAGUCUUUUUCUAAUUUUAUUCGUGGUAUUACUCUACGCAAAACUCGGUGAAUCAUACGAUGAAAGAUGUAAUGUUAAUUACGAUGAAGGCCGGUGUAAGAUCGUAACCAGGUACCGCUACGACAGGCGCGCCCGGCGCUGCCUGCCUUUCGACUACAGGGGAGAGGGCGGCAAUAAGAACAACUUCAACACAUUAGAGGACUGCCAAUUCCGUUGCGAAAACGACAGGCCGCUAAGUAUUUUAGGCAGAUAAAUAUAUAUCUACUUUAUUGUUUAAGCAUUAUAAAAUCCGAUAUACACGUGUACAUUUUAAUGCUGAAGCUUAAAUAAAAUACUAAUAAACCUUUA